AUGGCUGCGAAACUUAUGCAAGCUGUUCAGUACAGUUCCUAUGGCGGAGGACCCGCUGGAUUGAAGCAUGUUGAAAUUCCUGUUCCAACUCCAAAAACCAAUGAAGUUUUACUCAAAGUGGAAGCAGCUAGCAUUAAUCCAAUUGACUGGAAGAUUCAGAAGGGUGAUCUUCGUGCUCUAUUCAUGCCUCGAAAAUUUCCCAAUACACCUUGUACUGAUGUAGCAGGAGAGGUAGUAGAGGUUGGACCGCAAGUCAAGGAUUUUAAAGUUGGUGACAAAGUUCUUGCUAAACUCACACAUCAAUAUGGAGGGGGGCUAGCUGAGUUUGCAGUGGCAAGCGAGAGCUUAACAGCUACCAGACCAUCUGAAGUCUCAGCCGCUGAAGCUGCAGGUUUACCUAUAGCCGGUCUCUCAGCUCGUGACGCACUCACCGAAAUUGGAGGAAUUAAGCUUGACGGGACUGGCGAGCAGAAGAAUGUCUUGGUCACUGCUGCUUCAGGUGGUGUAGGUGUGUAUGCUGUUCAACUUGCCAAACUAGGGAACAACCACGUGACAGCCACUUGUGGUGCUCGUAACAUCGACUUUGUUAAAAGCUUAGGCGCUGAUGAAGUUCUCGACUACAAGACUCCAGAAGGAGUAGCACUGAAGAGUCCAUCUGGUAGGAAAUAUGAUGCAGUGAUACAUUGCACCACUGGAAUACCAUGGUCAACUUUUGAUCCUAAUUUGGCUGAAAAAGGGGUUGUAGUGGAUUUAACACCUGGCCCGAGUUCAAUGCUUACUUUUGCUCUGAAGAAACUUACUUUCUCGAAGAAGCGGUUGGUGCCGUUUAUUGUAAAUGUCAAGCGUGAGGGAAUGGAACAUCUUGCUCAAUUAGUAAAGGAUGGAAAACUCAAAACAAUCAUCGACUCCAAGUUUCCUUUGAGCAAAGCUGAAGAUGCUUGGGCUAAGAGCAUUGAUGGCCAUGCUACUGGGAAAAUCAUUGUGGAGCCAUAG
This is a messenger RNA of Lathyrus sativus (Indian pea), 993 nucleotides long. The record is from the annotation of a GenBank genome assembly. NCBI's taxonomy places the organism in Eukaryota, Viridiplantae, Streptophyta, Magnoliopsida, Fabales, Fabaceae.